AUGCUCCUUCCCCACUCUUCUCCUCUGCCUUUAUUCUCUCCCCUCAGCGGCACAGCAGUUGACUACUCCGCCGUUAUCCCUCCUCUUAUUUCUCCCCUCAGCGGCGCAGCAGCAGACUACUCCGCCGUUAUCCCUCCUCUUAUUUCUCCCCUCAACGGCUCAGCUGCUGACUACCUCGCCCCUAUUCCUCCUCUUAGUUCUCCCCUCAUCGGCUCAGCAACUGACUACUUCGUCCCUAUUCCUCCUCCUCUUAUUUCUCCCUCACCGGCUCACGUCGCCGCUCUUCUACCAAUGUAA
Messenger RNA from Closterium sp. NIES-65, 297 nucleotides. The record is from the annotation of a GenBank genome assembly. Lineage: Eukaryota; Viridiplantae; Streptophyta; Zygnematophyceae; Desmidiales; Closteriaceae.